Actinia tenebrosa (Australian red waratah sea anemone) is the source of this 2058-nucleotide messenger RNA. RefSeq lists its product as uncharacterized. The record is from RefSeq and is a predicted model, not a curated record. Lineage: Eukaryota; Metazoa; Cnidaria; Anthozoa; Actiniaria; Actiniidae.
AAUGAUGGUUCCAAUGGUGCAGCACGAAGAGGAAUAUUAUUAAAGCAGUUUGAAGAAAGGAAAAGACUUUAUGUACUACGUUUAUCUUCUAUCUCCAGACUUCCAGUUCUACAAAACAAUUAAGGAUACUAAAGAAUAAAUCAGUGGCGUGGGUUACCUGUCUCAAACGUCCGAGAGAGAUUGGAUCGAGUGGUUACGAAUAGAUAUUUGAUGCCAAAUUUGAGGAAGUGAAAUCAAGUGAGAUAUGAGAAGCGUAAAGAUGAGAGGUCGUUUUGUCUGCUGUGUUUUGGUAAUUGGGUAGAUAUCUUGAUUAUGCACAUGAAAAGAGAACAAAAAGAAAAAGAGGUCCUUUCAUUGUAUACGUCUCCGUCGCGUACUUUUCAUUCCGCUCGUCUCUCCUAGCGGAAGAAACACAUAUUUUGCUAAUAAACUCAUAUCAGACAGAUUAAGCUACUUCUCCCGGCUGGGGACAACACAACAGACCCUCCUGUAAGCUCUCCGGACAGACUCUAGGCCAGACUCUCCAGACACACACUCUAGGCCAGACCGGGAAAUAGUUACUGCGGGCGCGCGCGAUUAUUAUCGUGACGUCACAAGUAGUAUAAUCGAUGGAAUCGAAUUGUUAUUCGGGAAUAUGGAGCCGCAAGAAGUCAAAGUAGUAGUUUAUGCGGCGAGAAAUUUACAAUCAAAGCGAGAAGAUGUCUGCUGCGCUUCAGUCGUUUUUGGCAUCGGAAAAGAGAAAUUUCGUACGGAAGUAGUGAAGGAAAACAAUCCGACAUGGAAUGAAGAAUCUGUAAUAAAACUAGGCAAAGCGGCGCCUCUUGUUUUCACUGUAUUUGACAAAGAAGAUGUACUGGGAACUGUUACCGUUCCUCUGGCCCAGAUCCCCUCGGCUGCACAUCGACGAAGAUGGAUGCCACUGACCAAUAAAAAUGCACCUUCGAAUGGAGACCUUUGCCUUGAUUGUUGGGUUGUGUCAUUUAGGAAGAGUACAGCAACAUGGACAUCGGCAUUUAAAACUAGUUUUCUACCUUCCAGUAUGAUCAAAGAUCGAUCAAAAAGACGACAGUCAAUAGAAAUGGCGUCCAUCUCUCUAAAAGGAUCGCACUCGCAAGAAAAUUUAUACACAGACCUUACACUCAAACCAGCUUCCGAUAAAGACUUGAAGCGCACUGAUAGUGGCAACCUCACGCGUCCCCUACCCCCUCCCCCUUUAGUAAAUGGCGAUGUUCCGUCAAUAGCAGACACAAAGCAGAAGUUUGCUUUUAGUUUUCGGCCGCGCCUGACUCCAACCCUCGGGCAGAUCAUGUCAGGGAGUGGUCCCCCGGAGAUUACUGUAGUUACACCUAAAUGUGGCCCUGCAUCCGGGGGGACAAAGAUCACGAUACGAGGAGCCAAUCUUGGUACUUCCAAAGAUGAUAUCUUGUCACUUAGUAUCAAUGGCUCAGAUGUUAGAAGUACAAUGGAAUGGCAUUCACCGGCAAAACUAACAUGUAAAACCAAACCUUGGGGUGGCAGUGGACCUGUUGCUGUUGUCACAAAGACAGGAGGUCGCGGCACGUCUAUGGUCAAGUUUACUUUUCAGGAAGAGAAAGCGGAAAAAAUCAAAGAUAAUAAAGUACCAAGACAUCAAUUGUUAGAAGAAUUAACCCGAUUACGACAUGAAGUUCACGAAUUGUCGGACGAAAAAGAAGCUUUACAGAAGUACAUAGACGAUAUGAUGGUGACAUUAAUGGAAAAAUGUCCCGAGACUUCCCAUCAACCAGUGCAAGCUACUGGUUCAUCAUGAUAGAGACUUCCAUACCUCGGCAUCCUGUUCCAUGUGACUGAUACUGCCAGGGUACCCAGCACAGGUAUAAACUCCAUAAUCUAAAAUAAUAAUACUCACUGUUUAAUGACUGUUGAAGGGUAGUUACCCAACUAGGCAGGCAGGCAGGCAUGCAGCUUGUAUACUUACUAACCUCCGUAUACCCCAAGUUUAAGCCCUCUAGUAUGGAUCUACAGAAAGAUGUGACAGAUGUAACCUUUUCAACAAGUAAAUAAAUAAAUUAAAAUAAA